CCCCUUCCCAGCCCAAAUUCCCUUUCCCCCUCUCCCCUCCUCCCUUGGCUUACUUCUCCUCUUCCCAAUUCUUGCCUCCUUCCCUCUGGAACUGUUCAGGUUCCGCUACUCUGCUCCUCCCCUGUUUUCCUCUGCCUCUCGCAGCCUUAUUUCCUCCAAGAAUUUUUCUUGGGUUCUUCGAGCUACUGGGUCUGGAUUCCGUCCGUUUUGCGGAAAGACACCUCCGGAACUCUGUAUUUAUUGGGGGGAAACUCUGCCCAAAUCUUCCGGAAAAACUCGCCUCUUUCGAGGCCGAAUACCGAGAAAAAAAAACCAUCAUCGACAUCUGGUUGGUGUCGGGAAUUUCUUCCCUUUGGUUGUUUUGUCUCUUCCUGUUUCACAUGCAGCAUCUCUUCCCGCUGAUGUUUCUGAUUGAUGCCGCAUAUCCCAACUGAAAUCCUCCUCUCCGAGUUUAUGGUAAAUUCUAGAUUCAGACGCCCGACCCAUCUCGUUCAAUCUUUCUCCGUUGUCUUCCUCUACUGCGGGACUUCUUCUGGAUCAUCGGCUCUGGUUCCGGGGUCCACGGCGGCGGCGAUCGACGAGAAGAAGCAGAAGCGGAUGCUGUCGAACCGGGAGUCAGCGCGGCGGUCUCGAAUGCGGAAGAAGCAGCUCCUGGACGAUCUGAGGACCCAGGUGAGCGAGCUGAGGCAGCAGAAAGGCCGCAUCCUCGCAGCUCUAAACCUCACCACCAAGCACUACCAGGACGUUGAGACUGCGAACUCCGUGCUCAGGACUCAGAUGGCGGAGCUCAGUUCCAGACUGCACUCCCUCGAUGAGAUCCUCCGCUUCUUGAAUGGAAACUUCGGCAGCAGCCAUGGGAAUCUUCUGGCCUGCGAGGGGCCUCAGAACGCUGAUGGAUUCACCAAUCCUUGGAACUCCGUGUACACGAACCAGCCCAUCGUGGCCUCGGCGGACAUGUUCCAAUACUACUAGAUACACAUGAGAUUCUGGUUUUUUUGACGUUGGUUGCUUGGUGCUGGUGUCUGCUGUAAAAUACGCAAGUUUGCUUACCGUAGUUUGUUUGAUUGGUGUGGGAGAAGGACAAGAUGUUUUUGGCUUUGAGAGCAUUUUUAUGGGCCCAGGGCGCUAUAAAGGUGUGACACCACCAAGUUUGCGGUAAAUGGAAGUGCUUGUAGGCAAAAAGUUUGGUUUGGUUACCGGGUGGUGGUGUGCGUAUGAAUUAUUACGAUACAAUUCGCACUAUUUUAGUAUAAAUAUAUUUAAAAAUGUCAGAAAACAACAAAUUUCCAAAGA
This is a messenger RNA of Phoenix dactylifera (date palm), 1293 nucleotides long. Lineage: Eukaryota; Viridiplantae; Streptophyta; Magnoliopsida; Arecales; Arecaceae. The record is from RefSeq and is a predicted model, not a curated record.